UUGCGUUGUGACAUCCUAAGUGUUUUAUAUCUGUUGUCACUUUCGUCCAUCCCAGGAGAUGAGCAUGGCCCAGUCUUAGAGAUGAAGGAACCUAGAGGGAAGUGUCCCGCCCACAGUCCAGCCCACCUCCAGUCUGGGUUCUUGGCCUCUCUGCCAUCUCGCAAGAAUUUUCCAGCCAAAUGUAGUCCCCACAGAAAGGAAAGGGGACAGCUUCCCCAGUUUUUCAGUUGCCUUCAGUUCCCAAGAGAGAAGGUUCGAAAAUCAUUUCACGGUGACUGAUCCCACUUGCUGGCGUGACCAAAAGCGGCUCCUUCCACCCAGCUUGCAGUGACUUUUUUGCAGGGAGCGGAGUGGUGAGCCCAGAUGUGGGUCAAUGCCACGCUUGGCGGGAUCCGAGGAACCGUGAUGGCAGCCAUGCCUCCCCUGGCCCCAGCCACCCCUUCCCCCUAAUGUUAAGCUGCAGGGUGCGGGUGCCCUGGGGACCUCUGAGGACUGACUGUCUGACCUUGUUUCACCCUGCCCCCUGCCCCCAACGUCAGCUCCCCCAAGAUGUCGCUCGAGUGGCUGGUGGCCUGGAACUGGUCGCUGGAUGGCCUGCGGGACUGCAUCGCCACGGGCAUCCAGUCGGUACGGGACUGCGACACCACGGCUGUGGUCAGCGUGGCCUGCCUGCUAGUCCUGUUCGUGUGGUACUGUUACCACGUGGGUCGCGAGCCGCCCCGGCCCUACGCAACCGUCAACUCCCUGAUGCAGGGCACAGAUGCCUCCGGGCUGCAGAACGGCUACGCAUACUGCCAGUCACCUGAGUGCGUGCGCUGCGCCCACAACGAGGGCCUCAACCAGAAGCUCUACUACAACCUGCAGGAGUAUGCCAAGCGCUACUCCUGGUCUGGCAUGGGCCGCAUCCACAAGGGUAUCCGCGAGCAGGGCCGCUACCUCAGCAGCCGGCCCUCCAUCCAGAAGCCCGAAGUCUUCUUCCUGCCCGAUCUUCCCACCACACCCUACUUCCCACGGGACGCCCAGAAGCACGACGUGGAGCUGCUGGAGCGCAAUUUCCAGACCAUCCUGUGCGAGUUUGAGACCCUGUACAAAGCCUUCUCAAACUGCAGCCUCCCGCAAGGAUGGAAAAUGAACAGCACUCCCAGCGGGGAGUGGGUCACCUUUUACUUGGUCAAUCAGGGGGUUUGUGUUCCCAGGAACUGCAGGAAGUGCCCACGGACGUACCGCUUGCUUGGAAGCCUUCGGACCUGUAUUGGGAACAAUGUUUUUGGGAACGCGUGCAUCUCCGUGCUGAGCCCGGGGACUGUGAUCACGGAGCACUAUGGCCCCACCAACAUCCGCAUCCGGUGCCACUUAGGUCUCAAAACCCCAAGUGGCUGUGAACUGGUGGUCGGGGGGGAGCCCCAGUGUUGGGCAGAAGGACGCUGCCUGCUCUUCGAUGACUCUUUCCUGCACACUGCAUUCCAUGAAGGUUCAGCAGAGGAUGGCCCACGGGUGGUUUUCAUGGUGGAUUUGUGGCACCCCAAUGUGGCAGCCGCCGAACGUCAGGCCCUGGAUUUCAUCUUUGCUCCGGGUCGAUGAGAACGUUUUCCGUGCUGGAGUCGGCGACAAUGGCCGCGGGUCAGCCCGGGCAGACUGGGGUACGGUCCAGCCCCAACCCGUGCUGUGAAUCCACGCUCUGAGUCCUGCCUCACCAGAAAGUUCUUAUUUGGGGUUUUGAGAUCACGUGGGCUCCCUCUUUCCUUUGGUUAUUGUAAAUGGGAAAUUUUCAGCUUG
Molecule: messenger RNA, 1776 nt
Organism: Mustela erminea (ermine)
Lineage: Eukaryota; Metazoa; Chordata; Mammalia; Carnivora; Mustelidae
Gene: ASPHD2
Product: aspartate beta-hydroxylase domain containing 2
Exons: 4
Coding region: 550-1581 (343 amino acids)
Source: RefSeq, a predicted model, not a curated record